GAGGGGCGGUGCGGCUGCGGCUCCGCCCCGGCCCGGAGCAGCUAUGGCGGGGCUGGAGGCUUUGUACGCCUUGGCAAGGGCUGCCAUCUCCCGCCCGCAGGAUGCCCUGGUCUGCGGCAUCCACUGGGAGCUGGUCCGGCACGGCUACCGCUGCCUGGGCACCGGCGACCAGCCAGGUCCUGGUGAAAGGAAGUCAGAGCUGUUGCCUGCCGGCUGGGAAGCCAACAAGGAGGUGUAUACACUGCGCUACAAGUCCACAGACAAUUCCCAUGAGCUGCUGCUGAAGGCCAUCAUGGUGGAGGACAGUAUGAUCCUCAAUGUCAUGGAUUGCAGCUCUCAGAAGGUGGCAGAUGUGACCUUGGCAGUGGCUGACUUCAUCAACCCAGAGCACCUGGACGAUUUCCACAAGGUGUACAAGAACACCGAGGAGCUGAGCACAAGAAUUGCUUCAGGCAUCAUCGCUCCCCUUGGGGCCCCUGCAGAAAAGCCCAGAAAUGAGCCYGAGUCCAGAGAGGAUGUGCUCUGGGAUGAGGACCCGCUCCGACUCCCUCCCCGGCGGCCAAUGGGCACCAGGGCCCCAUCCAGCCCUUCCCCCUUGAGCCCCUUUGCUGUUGGUGGGGAAGACCUGGACCCUUUGGGAGGUCGAAGUGGGGGAAUGAUUGUGGAUCCUCUCCACUCUGGUUUCCCGCAGCCUGGCAUUGACCCGUCAUCGGGCAUCCCAGGCAGACUUCCCCCAGGAGCUGUUCCACCAGGUGCCAGAUUUGACCCUUUUGGCCCAUUAGGAGUUGGGCGACCCGGGCCSGAUCCAGAUCACCUUCCCCCUCCAGGCUACGACGACAUGUUCAUGUGAGGAGUCAGCGUGUGCCUUCUCAUGGAUGAGUCUUCUGGGAAGYGGGGGCACUUCCCCUCUUCACUUCCCAUCUGGUGGAUGUACAUCUUUCCAGAAGCAUUUUCCUUCUCUCCGUUUUGGGCCACAUUCCCAUGUGUCCCAUCAGCUAUAAAGGCUUCCCUGUUAGCAGAACGGAAGAGGAGGCAGUAGUAGGUCAUUUCAUUGCUCCUCUGGGGGUGCCUGGCUGUUUGCACCCAGUGAGGUGGGAGUGUGGGGUGUGGUACUCUGGGAACAGCCUGGGUGCUGUGGGAUUUCUCUGCUUCUCCGCGGUGGCAGAGCUCGCUACUGGGGUCCCAAAAGUGGUGGGUGUGAGGAGGGAGCUGGAUUCUUUGUGCUCCUCUACAGGAAACCACAGCAACCUCAUGAAGGGGAUAGCCAGAGUAGGCUGCCCACAGAGAUGAUUUCUUUCUCGCUCUAUCUGAGCAAAGCACUGAUUGAAGGGCUGGAAAACCCAGCCUAUGGGGUGUCCAUGGGCAGACCCCCAGCAGCAKCUGGGAUUAUGAUUCUGCCUGCUGGCUUUGAAGAGCACCACCAGCAAAGCUUUUGAUGUGCAUAAGAAGUGACAGAUUGAAUUCCUGGCUCACCUUGCCCCCUCUCUUCCCUGCAGCUGUGGUGUUUUUCAUUCCUGGGGUGUCUGUGAAGCCCCACAGGAAGUGUGGCAAGGGGUGCCCACUGGGUACUGCAUGGAUCUGGGGUAAGAGGGAGGGAGCUUUGCCAAAUAGGUUUCUAGAACACAUUUUCCUAUUGUCAGUCUUGUUGUAUGUGGCUCUGCGUAUCUGGCUUGGGAAGAAUGGGUGAGAUCUGUGUGACUCAGGCUCCUGARCUCUCUGGAAACCUCCUUUCCCAAUAGAUCCCCCAGCUCCGUUGAUUUUGGGGCUGCAGCCCAUCUCUUCUGUCAGGGGCUCACACUGUUUUUCUUCUUGUGGUUUGAUCUCUUGGAAGGAUGUUCAUGAGACUUGAAAUAAAAACCUGACAAACA
Messenger RNA from Malurus melanocephalus (red-backed fairy wren), 1868 nucleotides. RefSeq names its product proteasome inhibitor subunit 1 (gene PSMF1). Gene Ontology annotation, molecular function: endopeptidase inhibitor activity; proteasome binding. Lineage: Eukaryota; Metazoa; Chordata; Aves; Passeriformes; Maluridae. The coding region runs from base 44 to 850 and encodes 268 amino acids. Gene Ontology annotation, biological process: proteasome-mediated ubiquitin-dependent protein catabolic process. The record is from RefSeq and is a predicted model, not a curated record. The transcript has 7 exons.